AUGUUGAAGGCGGCCGGCUCGCCAGACUUGACAUUGGCUAUGGAUCUGGCGCGCGGUUUCCCUCUCGUCGGGGAGAUGCCGCGCAGCGGCGCCGUGCGCCCGUGCACUCCGGGGCCCAGGGAGUCCCCGGGGCGGCUCCUCGUGGGCGCGCCGGAAAAGAACGAGCGCAUCCUUAGGAGAAUCAGGGCAGCAGGGCAUUCGGACGCUAACGUGGCCGAGGCCCUGCGCGACCGCGCGCGCGCCGAAGUGGAGGCUGGCCAGGCCUGCUGCCGCCCGCCGCCGCCGGGCCUCGCUGGCGUCGUGCUGUCGCCGCGAUUCGGCCCCGACGAAGGUUGGCGCGUCGUGGGCGGUUGGCGGUCCCGGAAGGCACGGGCCAUCGACAACCUCACAGCCUCUGGGGUCAACGCCACGGCCGCGGCGCACGAGAGCAUCGCGCAUGACACGCUGGACCGUUUGGUGGCCGCUGUCCAAUCCCUGGCCGCAGGCGGAGCCAGCGUGGAGCACGUGCGCUUCCGGAAGGACGAGGCGAGUGCCCACGCGUGGCAGCGCUUAGGUCUGGCCUUCCAGCGCUUUCCGUUGUACCUGCUUCGCAUAGUGUACCCGCGCUUCGUGGACGAUUUUUUCGGGGCGGAUGCGGACAGCGCUCUGCCCGGAGAUGGCGCGGUCUCCAGUGCCCCCUUGGCGCGCCUGGUCAUCCAGGAGCUGCUUGGGCGGCGGCUUGACCCUCAAAAGUCGGUCACGGCUGCUCGCAGCUUUGUAGCGCUCGGCGUGAGCGUCUCUA
Prorocentrum cordatum is the source of this 781-nucleotide messenger RNA. NCBI's taxonomy places the organism in Eukaryota, Dinophyceae, Prorocentrales, Prorocentraceae. The record is from the annotation of a GenBank genome assembly.